Messenger RNA from Halichondria panicea, 753 nucleotides. Its product is annotated as transmembrane protein 17B-like. Gene Ontology annotation, cellular component: ciliary transition zone. The coding region runs from base 70 to 657 and encodes 195 amino acids. Lineage: Eukaryota; Metazoa; Porifera; Demospongiae; Suberitida; Halichondriidae. The record is from RefSeq and is a predicted model, not a curated record. Gene Ontology annotation, biological process: non-motile cilium assembly. The transcript has 4 exons.
ACCUUAUCCACGUGGUCGCUGUUGUUAUGGGCACAAAUAGGACACCAUCUCCUGCUUGCUGUGUGUCCUAUGUCUACUGUCACUGAGCUGUUCACUAGGUCAGGGGUCCGUCAGAGAGUGGGGGGAGUAUCAGAGCAUCCUGUCAGGACGAACAGCGACUACAACAGGCUCAGAUCCAUCAACCUACUACCAGGUGCUGACAUUGUGAUCUUCCUGCCUCUGCAGAUGAGCCUCUAUUUCAAUGCUUUCUACUCUCCACUCUGGCUGGUUACCUUGGUGGUGACACUGCAGACCAAGUAUGCUGUGCUGGCCACCCACUAUCAGUUUGCCACCAUACUCAUCUAUAUUGUCAUGGUCAUCGUCGAGACAGCCAGGCUUUACCUCGGUUACCAAGGAAACCUCAGGGAGAAGAUACCUGAGUUGACUGGUUUCUGGCUGCUGACUCUCCUACAGACUCCUCUCACUCUCUACCUCCUGGUCAACAUGGACGCGGUGAUCCUGCCCCUAGAGAGAGCUGUCAACAUCGUACUCUUGCUGUUCCUAUUAGCACAGCUUCUGUUGGGCCUCAGGGCAUUGCAACUCAUGGUCAAAGCCCAAGCUGUCAAGUUCCAUCUGAGCCAGUUUAGCUCGCUAAGAGAUGAGACAGUGACAAACUGACUAACUCUUAGGUACGUUGUGUUAGUAUAUCCUCUCAUUUCAAAUCCACCUUUCUUUGAUUCUGUUAUUAUUGCCAAAAAACAUUUGUUGCAUAAA